This is a messenger RNA of Fundulus heteroclitus (mummichog), 2251 nucleotides long. RefSeq names its product fibronectin type III domain containing 4a (gene fndc4a). Lineage: Eukaryota; Metazoa; Chordata; Actinopteri; Cyprinodontiformes; Fundulidae. Bases 714 to 1376 code for a protein of 220 amino acids. The record is from RefSeq and is a predicted model, not a curated record. The transcript has 6 exons. Gene Ontology annotation, molecular function: protein binding.
CAAUAGUUGACAUGUGCGACGUGGCUGCAGUGAGCGGCGGCGAUUCAACGCCGACCAUCUCUGAAAACACGUGGGUGAUGAAUCAGUGCGUGCUGCGUGCGCGUUUGAGUCAGGCACCUGUGUCGUUAUUGGUUUGCUGGGGCUUCAUGGAAAGUACCGCAGGACCAACCCCGUGAAUGAACACGUCCUGAUCCGAGAGACGGAAAGAAAGAGAGAGAGGGAGAGGGGGAGGUCAGGGCGGAGGGGCAGUCGGCAAACUUAGGCGCUGUCCGCGGUUCUGAAACGCCUCUUAUUUUCCUGCCCUUCUAUUUUUUUCUUCUCCACGACCCGCUCGCACCUGUGCGCAUCGAUGAUCGAUGACCGCAAGAAUGACGGAGCCCAGUAGUCUCUGCCGCCGGAAUUAGACGAUCGAACCCUCCCACGUUGCCACAGCUGGUCGGCGUGCGAUCAUGGAAGAAGGAGCCGCCGGAUUGUUGAAGGCUGAGUGACAAAAUGUUUCUGAAGACAUCGUGCGUUACGUUGUUUCACAGGUUAUUUACCGACUGACCUGCUCCAGCCAGCUUCAACCGGUGACCGCUCAUCCCCAGUGGAAAUUCAACACCAUAUGUGUAAAAAGAAAAAAAGAUGAACCGCUGUAAUUUUGUUGUACUUUGAAAAUCGGUGCUUUUAACCCUUUUUGCAAUCUAAGAAGAGCAAUCAGCUCCUUCCGAGGCAUGGCUCGUCUGAUUGUUUUGGUCAACUCUGUGCUCCUGUUGCUUUUUGGAAGCGACGUCUUCUUGGUAGGAGCGAACAGGCCUCCUGCCCCGGUCAACGUGUCUGUCACGCACCUACGAGCUGACUCCGCAACUGUGUCCUGGGAGGUUCCAGAAGGGGAUAUAAUAAUCGGAUUCUCAAUCUCACAACAGAAGCAGGAUGGACACAUGCAGCGGUUCAUUCGUGAGGUGAACACCACCAGUCGCUCUUGUGUUCUUUGGGACCUGGAGGAGGAGACAGACUACAUCAUACAGGUCCAGUCCAUUGGGCUAUACGGAGAAAGCCAAGCCAGCAAGAAAAUUCAUUUUCGCACCCUCAAGAAAACGGACCGGUUCUCCACCAACAGUUCUAAUCAAGAUGACCCCACCGUGCAGGGCCUGGACAUGUCUCGGCAUCUUCAGACAGGGGAGAUGAUCAUAAUUGUCGUGGUCUUGGUCAUGUGGGCAGCUGUUAUAGCCCUGUUCUGCCGGCAGUAUGACAUCAUAAAGGACAACGACUCCAGCAACAAUAAGGAAAAGGUCAAGCCGUUGUCGGAGAGGAGCACGCCGGAGCACCACAGCGGAGGACUGCUACGGAGCAAGUUUCACCCCUCUGUGCCAUCCAUAAACAUCAUUGAAGUCUGAGAAGAAGGGGGCCCAACUUGAACCACUAUGUCUUCAACUGCUAACGCUUUUUUAUUAUUAUUCUCUCCCCCGUGGAGAAAAAAACGCUCAGAGAAAAAGCAGAGCAGAUGGGAGCCACUUAUAACGCAUUGAUUGAUUGAUGAAAGGCUGUUAACGGACUGAUAUUUAUCUGUUUUUUUAUGGAGGAAAACACACAGAAAUUUGUGUUCUGACAUAGGCGCACCUUAGAACUGCUGAAAGACGAUUUAAUGUUAACCCAUGGGUGCUUGCUUUACAACUGCAAUACAAAACACAGUAACUUAUCAUCUCUGGGAGGCGUAACUUUCGCAGCGUAUUUUUGAUAUUGGCAUGUUGCAGGUACAUCCUCUGUUCACCUCUUGUAGACAAGUGCGAGUAGUGUCCAUAUGCGGCCUGAACCUUAUAAAGCUGUGUGGUUACUGUGAGUAGGAUAUGAAUAGGAGAGAACCUUUGUGUUAAAAACGCAACUCUAAGAUAAAGUCAUGACAUCGCUUCUUUUGGUCCAAACUGAACUGCCAUUCCUGGAAAACACUGUGUGUUCGCAUAUUUCAGAUAUAACAAACACAUUUUAGUCUGCUGAAAUGAAGUUGCAUGCAGGGCGUGUAGAAAACCAACAGAUGUGCAUUCUAACUUAGAGACUUAUGAUGGAGAAACAAAGGCAUUUACAUGUGCCAAGAAGCUUUAUUGUAUAUUUAGUUAGUCUGCUCUUAGGGAAGGUUACUACGAAUUUUACACGCAGCGCAUCUUUGUUGUAAUUUCCUGGACAGGUUUUUUUUCCCCUCCUGACAUGUACAAUAAACCCUGUUUUCAAAUGUCUCAUUAUUAAAAUGAAGCUGAUGUAAUAAAGUUUAUCUCAC